GCGGAAGCUGCUGUCAGUUUUGUAACAACAAUAACACAGUCCGAUGAGCGGCGGUGCACGUGUGUGUGCGGGGAGCGCUGCUGCACGGAGGAAACAUGGACCCGCCACAGUCACAACAGCCUGAUCCUGCCGGUCCCGAUGCAGAUCAGGGCGACAAAUGCGAGCUUUCAGCAGCGAUGCGGGCCAAGAUCGAGCGGAACCGGCAGCGGGCGCUGAUGCUCCGCCGAGCCCGGCUGGCGAGCCGCCCGGAGGGCCCGGCCCCCGCCAAGGUCUGCAGGACCACCGACUCCGGGGCCGGCUUCUUCAUAGAGGAGGAGGAGGAUGGAGAGCAGCAGGUCAAGGUGGUGGUGCACCAGCCAGCUCCGGUGAUUGAACCAGAGUACCUUCUGUGUGAUACCUGCCAAAAACCCUUCAUGGAUUCUUUCCUCAGCAACAGUUUCGACUUGUCUGUGUGCGACAAGUGCAGAGACAAUGAAGAGAAGCACAAGCUGAUCUCCAGAACUGAGGCCAAGCAGCGCUACUUACUCAAGGACUGUGAUCUCGAUAAAAGAGAACCCCCGCUCAGGUUUAUACUGAGGAAAAACCCUCAUAACUCACAUUGGGGCGACAUGAAGCUCUACCUCCAUCUGCAGGUGGAGAAGAGAUGCAUGGAGGUUUGGGGUUCAGAGGAGGCUCUGGAGGAGGCUAGAGAGACGAGGGAAGAAAACAAAGAGGUGCAGAAACAGAAACGCUUCAACAAAAAAGUCAAAGAACUACGCAGGGCAGUGAGGAGCAGCAUGUGGACCAAAACCACCGGCAGUCAUCAACACGAGUAUGGACCAGAGGAGGUGGUGGAUCCAGAGGAGGACCUCUACAAGAAAACCUGCACAACCUGCGGACAUGAACUCACUUAUGAGAAGAUGUAGACACAUGCACCCUGUGACUGUUGUAAACUCAAGUUGAUCCGAACCAAAUAUUUGGUGCUUUUGCAGAGAAUCUUGCCAGGUUGAACUGGCACUCUUUAAAUGUGAGUAGAUUGUUUUGUGUUUUUUAUAUAUCAAUAUAUCAAUUUUGUACCAUGAGGAUAAAAAGCUGGAAAGUCUUUGUAAGGAAUAUAAUGAAUAAAAAUGUUAUACCACCAUAAAUGCAUAUCACAUGCCUAUCCAUGCUCACCGGGCAUGAGUGAAAACAAGAAAACGCCACUGGAAACAACCUUUGUUACAAAAUGCGCUUAUAAUAGUUUAUAAUGUCUCUCUUCCAUCAAUUCAAUUCAAUUGAAUUUUAUUUAUACAGAGUCUAUUACAACAGAAGUUGUCUCUAGGCGAUUUCCAGAGACUCAGAACAUGAGCCCUGAGCAAUUAUUACAUAAACAUAACAUAAACAAUGGAGGGUAAAAAGUUAAACUCUCCUACUUGGAGAAAAACCUGUAGCCAAACAGUGGCAAGGAAAAACUCCACUUUAGGAGGAAAUAAACCUUGAGCAGGACCUGCAUCAUAAGGGUGGACCCUCCUGCUGAAGACCAGCUGGGCAGAGCAGGAAAAGAAGAGAACAGACAGAGAGAAAGAAGAACAGAGAAAGGAGAGACACACACUAUGGCUAGCUGGUACCCUACAGGGAUGACUAUAUAAACAGAUGUAGACAGCAGACAGUGAGGUGGACAGAUGGUGCGACUGCAGGUCAGGAUGUCAGCAGGGUCAUCUACCAGACAUCCCUGAAGACAGGUGGACCUUCAUGUGUAGUUAGUUGCUGUGUUAUUAAAAGACUUUAGCUAACAGCUGAUGGAGAGAACAUGGCCUCAAGUGGCCGCUGGAAGUGAUCAGUCACUGAAAUAUUUUCACACUUGCAUGUUGUGAUCGGCGGGUUUUAAAAUACUGAGAAAUUACUUUAUUUUCUUAUUGUAUGCAUUUGAAUUGGUCUAGCUUCUCCAUUACAAACAUGUUAAUGUUGUUGGAUUGGUAUUUCUGAUAACAAUUCCAAAAAAAAUCCAUCUUCUGACUUUUCCAACACUAGGUAAAGUAAGAGAAAAAUCAUUUCUGAUGUUUUUUAUUUCAUCAGUCCUCAUCAGAACCCUGCCGCAGCAUGCCUGAACCACUGCUAUGUUUUACUGUUGGUUCGUGGCUCUUUUCUUAUGGGAUCCUUUUUCUCCCCUAUAGAUGUCUGUAGGUGUCAUCCUCGAUAGCAGACUGUCAUUCCCAUAUCAAAAACAUCACCUGCUCUGCUUAUUUCCCCCUUCUCCUCCCUCAGUGUCCUCACUGCCUCCAUACUCGUCCACUGUCUUGUCACCUCCUGAAUUGAUUACUGCACCUCUCUCCUCUUUGGUGUUCCCCAGACAGCCCUCCACAAACACACAUGCAUUUUAUCCAUUGUUGUCCAACUGGUACAUAACUCUGCUACCUAGAUCAUUAUCAUUCCAUUACAUCACCCACAUCAUGCAGCAGCAACACUGGCUCCCAGUCUGCCAAAAAAAUGAAUUAAAAAAUCUGACAACCUCCAGAUCACAACUCCAGCCCAUUCCCUCAGAUAUUCCUCCAUCCACCUCACUGUCCCCUCUGCCUGCCUCAGCACCACACCCAGUCUGCUCCCAAACUCUGGAACUUCGCACCACCUGGAGAAAAACUUUACAUUGACAGUUGAAACAGGAAUUUCUUCUUUAUUCUGUCUAUGUGAACACUGAAGAUUAAAACAGUCUUAGGUUCAAUAUUGUGUUUGGGAAUGCAUACAUUCAUCAAAAAAGUGCUAAUGAUUGUGUCCAGUGUACUUUUUAGAAUAGUAUUUUUCAUUUAUGCAACAGUUUCGUGGUUUUCAAUAACUUUUGACAUUUCCUAAAAUAUUCUGAUUGUACAACUUGUUUAUUCUGAAUACUGACCUGCACUAACCUGCACACUUGUAGCUAGUAUUAUUCCAUCUCAUACAUCAGGCCAAAGAUGAUCUGCCACUGACUCACCUGGAUGCAUUCAUGGGAAUUUCAACUACUGCCCCCCCGCCCCCCAGUUUCAAAUGACUCAAUUCCUGUCUCUUUUUUCAGCAGAAACUUUCCAGACUGCUUUUUGUGGGCUUAAUGUCUAUAGUUUCACUUCCUGUUGGGGAUUAUUUGUUACAACUUUGCAAUUAA
This is a messenger RNA of Cololabis saira (Pacific saury), 3091 nucleotides long. RefSeq names its product xeroderma pigmentosum, complementation group A (gene xpa). NCBI's taxonomy places the organism in Eukaryota, Metazoa, Chordata, Actinopteri, Beloniformes, Belonidae. Gene Ontology annotation, molecular function: damaged DNA binding. The record is from RefSeq and is a predicted model, not a curated record. Bases 96 to 905 code for a protein of 269 amino acids. The transcript has 5 exons. Gene Ontology annotation, cellular component: nucleotide-excision repair factor 1 complex. Gene Ontology annotation, biological process: nucleotide-excision repair, DNA damage recognition; UV-damage excision repair; nucleotide-excision repair involved in interstrand cross-link repair.